UUUCCUUCAACACCAACCAACAACCAUGUUCUGCUCAAACCCAAGCUAAGCCUCAUCCAUAACAACAACAACCACCACCACCACCCACUAAUUAACCCAAAGCUCUCCCUCCAAUUCAAAGAGAAGAUCCUCUGCCUUGAGAUAAUGGGCAUUGAUGCAGGGAAAGCACUCUCCCAGAACCCUAACCUCCGUACAGCCACCAUGGAAUCCAUUCAGUCCAUAAUCUCCUUCCUUCAAUCCAAAGGCAUCCACCAAAAAGACUUGCAAAGAAUCUUUGGCAUGUGUCCCAAGAUCCUCACCUCUGACAUCAAGAAAGAUCUCAACCCAGUCUUUGAUUUCCUCUUACAAGACCUCAGAGUCCCAGAUCACAGCUUCAGGAGAAUUGUCAACAAGAACCCAAGGUUGCUUACCUCAAGUGUUAUGGAGCAGCUCAAACCAGCACUGUUCUACCUCAAGAGGCUUGGCUUCAGGGACAUGGCAGCCUUGGCUUUUCAAGACUCUGUUCUUUUGGUUUCCAAUGUGGAGAGGACACUAAUUCCUAAGCUCAAGUAUUUGGAGAGUUUGGGGUUUUCAAAAGAUGAAGCUAGAAACAUGGUUUUGAGGUGUCCAGCGUUGUUUACUUUCAGUAUUGAGAAUAACUUUCGGCCCAAGUUUGAGUACUUUGCUACACAAAUGGGUAGGGAAUUAAAGGAAUUGAAAGAGUUUCCACAUUACUUUGGGUUUAGUUUGGAGAAUAGAAUAAAGCCUAGGCACAUGGAAGCUGUAAAGGCUGGGGUUAAUUUGCCUUUGUCAGUUAUGCUUAAAAGCACUGAUGAAGAAUUUAGGGAGCUAACAGGUCAGAAUAUGAGAUGACUGUCAAUAUGCUAUGUAUUUUACCAAUUGAGUUUCUUUGGUAAAUAAAUCUGUGUAGAUAGUUUCAAUGAUACUCGAAUACAACAGAAUUAUGUC
Arachis duranensis is the source of this 948-nucleotide messenger RNA. RefSeq names its product transcription termination factor MTEF1, chloroplastic. The annotation marks the transcript as partial. Gene Ontology annotation, molecular function: double-stranded DNA binding. The record is from RefSeq and is a predicted model, not a curated record. NCBI's taxonomy places the organism in Eukaryota, Viridiplantae, Streptophyta, Magnoliopsida, Fabales, Fabaceae. Gene Ontology annotation, biological process: regulation of DNA-templated transcription. The transcript has a single exon.